Cuscuta epithymum is the source of this 1128-nucleotide messenger RNA. Lineage: Eukaryota; Viridiplantae; Streptophyta; Magnoliopsida; Solanales; Convolvulaceae. The record is from the annotation of a GenBank genome assembly.
UACAUUGACAUUUUGAUAGUUGCGUCCAGUUUACGCCUUUAGGAAGUACAGAACAAAGCUUUUAGAUUUUCAUAUCCGCCGCGGCUAUUUCAAUUCCGAAAAACCCUACGGUGCGUAGUAUCAACGCCUACUUCGAAUCAGUGCAUUCAAGACCCCAUCCCCAAGAAUCACUUUUCUUCCUUCAAUUAACUGUGAUUAGAGACCGGCGGCUACCCAUGCUAGCUACGAGGACAAAGGUGACUACCACAGUACCAUCCUAUUUUAAUUGUUGCGGAACUUGAACAGGCUGAAAAGAGAAGAAAGGCGCGAUGAGCAGUCAAGGUGUGUGGGAGCAUUUGCCUCUUUUGUUGAGAGCCAACUCCAAAGAAUCGGUGGAAUACAUACUUCAAGCCCUGUGGAGGACUCGCAAGACAGGUCUCGACGCCGCAGACCGCCAAAUUAUCCGGGAAAUGCUCGAGCUCCCCACUGAUUCCGACCUUGACCCUCUUUUGGUGUGCCUGCGCAUUUUGAUGCGUAGAUGCGUGUUUGCGGAGGUAGGGAAGGAUGAAAUUCAGAAGCUGUUUCCGGAUGGGGUCCUGCCUGAGUUGCAGAGAUUGCUUACACUUCUGUUCCAAAAAAUUCAAAAGGAGUGGCGAGAAGAUGCCGUAAAUGAUCGGCGGCAAGCUUGCCCCAUUUAGAGAUGAUUACUUGGAGGAGGGGGGUGGGGGGCUGAAACUCAAGACCCUGUCGGUGUACUCCUCGCGGUCUAACUUUAAUGAAACCUUGAGAUGAUGAGGAAUAGAUUGAAGACUGAUGAUGCAUCUCCCUUCAUGAUGGUGCAUCUUCUAUUUCAUACCCCUCAAUGAGUCAAUGCCCACAGGGCCACAAUGCAUAUGCAAUGACAUCACUAUUAAGAGACUUGUUUAUGUUUUUGUGAUUCAAUAUGUUCUUAUGUAGAGCUUUAAUUUAUUUGUAUGAACUUCAUUCACACAUGUUGGAGAAUUUGCCAUUGUUGCAGUAGGGAUUUAAGAGUGUAAAAGAAAAAAAAAACAACUCAAGUCUCUUUCAGUUUUUAUUUAUUCAUUAUUAAUUGGGGGUGGGGGUAGGUUGGAAUUGGGAGUUGAGAGUCCAAAUUCAAACAAGGUCUCC